AUGGUUCGAAUCACCGCCAUUACAUCGUCGCAUGCGAUACGGAAGGUGAUGGAGGUGGAGUUCCUGGGUCGAUGGAUGUACAGUGACUGCCAGCAGAAGGGAAUGCUGGAACGAGUCGAUCCAUCCGACACCUUCACCGUCGCCCUCUUCUCAAUUCCCCUUUUACUUCUCGAUGACGCCCUUUCCCCUUAUUUUUUUUUCUUCUUUGAAUUCUUUAUCCCCCAUUCAGUUUAUCGUUUCGUUCUGGUCAUCUCCGCAUUGGUCUCGACAUUUAUUUUGUUGGCAAAGGCAAAAAAGAAGAACCUGGUUACCGGAUUCUAG
Molecule: messenger RNA, 321 nt
Organism: Penicillium psychrosexuale
Lineage: Eukaryota; Fungi; Ascomycota; Eurotiomycetes; Eurotiales; Aspergillaceae
Exons: 3
Coding region: 1-321 (106 amino acids)
Source: RefSeq, a predicted model, not a curated record